AUGGCAUUAGUAGCUAUCAAGAAUGUUUCAGUGCUGAGCAAUCCAGCAACAUUCUUUGAUCCAUUUCGUUUUGAAAUCACGUUUGAAGUACUAGAGGAACUUAAAGAUGAUCUUGAAUUCAAGCUAGUGUAUGUUGGAUCAGCAGAUGAUGAAUCUUACGAUCAAAUGCUGGAGACCUUGUCUGUUGGACCUGUGCCUGUUGGAUCAAGCAAGUUUGUGUUCGAGGCAGAUGCACCAAACCCAGAACGACUACCCCAAGAAGACAUUGUCGGCGUGACAGUGAUACUAUUAUCAUGCUGCUAUAUGGAACGCGAGUUUGUUCGUAUUGGAUAUUACGUAAAUCACGAUUACACGGAUGAAGUAUUGAAAGAGACGCCACCGACACCUGUGCAGUUGGAGUUACUGCAGCGUAGUAUAUUGGAUACCAAGCCACGAGUUACGAAGUUCAGUAUUCCAUGGGACGCUCAAACAGCAGCAGCUGCACCGGUGGAUGCAACAGAAGAAGCUACGGAGGGCUUUGAUGAAGUGUUGAAGGAAGAAGAAGAGAAGGAUGAAGAGAUGGUGGAUGAUUCGGCGGUUGAUGUUGAUGGUGCUGGGAACGACACUGAACUGGAUGAGACGACUGUCUAG
Messenger RNA from Synchytrium microbalum, 630 nucleotides. RefSeq lists its product as uncharacterized. Gene Ontology annotation, biological process: DNA replication-dependent chromatin assembly. The transcript has 5 exons. Gene Ontology annotation, molecular function: histone binding. Bases 1 to 630 code for a protein of 209 amino acids. Gene Ontology annotation, cellular component: nucleus. Lineage: Eukaryota; Fungi; Chytridiomycota; Chytridiomycetes; Synchytriales; Synchytriaceae. The record is from RefSeq and is a predicted model, not a curated record.